UGUCACCCGCGAAGCGCAAGAAUACAUAAACAAACCCCAAAGCUCUGAACACGCUGGGUUUGAAAAUUUUACCCUGUCUGUACGAUUUGACAAGAGGGUAGCGUCGGAAUCGCAGCAAGGAUACUAGUAUUGGCAAAAUCUUACCGGUGAAAGAGACGGGGAUUCAGGGCUAAUGUUCAAGUUUUUCAAGAAGCAUCCUCCUAAGGAGGGCGAAGGGAGAGAAAGAUUAAAGAAAGAACUAUUUGAUUAUAGGAAGUGUGUGGACCAUGGAUUUCCAAGCAAACCCAGUGCCCUGGCAUAUGACCCAAAGCUAAAUUUAUUGGCAAUUGGAACCAAGUCCGGGGCUGUGAAAAUAUAUGGAGCUCCAGGUGUGGAAUUUGGUGGACUGCAUGAAAAUGAUGUUUCAGUUGUCCAGAUGUUUUUUCUACAGGAGCAGGGUCGUGUGGUGAGUGUCUGCAGUGACAAUUCACUACAUUUGUGGGAAGUCAACCUACGCAGUGGAAAGUCUGUGCUGGAUGAGGUCAAUGAAAUCUUUCUGGCAGAUUACAAACAGAUGAAGGCUGUGUCUACAAGCUGUCUGUCUUUGAAUGGUGACCAACUUCUAUUGGGAACAGAAGGUGGCAGUAUACAUAUGCUAGACAUGGCUUCCUUCUCCCUUGUUGACCAGUUCAUACAUCAGGAUGUAGUCAUGCAAAAUGUUCCUGAUGACUUCAAAGUAAAUCCAGGAGCAGUAGAGGCUAUUGCAGUACACCCAACAAAUCCAAAUAAGUUUCUUAUUGGCUACAAUCGUGGACUAAUUGUGUUAUGGGACAACAAGGAGAGCAAUGCUGACAAGACCUACAAUGCCACACAGCAACUUGAAUGUCUUGCCUGGAACAGAAAUGGUGAAGAAUUCAUGAGUGCUCAUCAAGAUGGUAGUUUCAUUAUCUGGAGCACAUCAGACUCGGAGAAGCCCAAAGAACCAGCUACUACACCUUAUGGACCAUUUCCAUGCAAAGCCAUCAACAGACUUCAAUGGAAAACUGCUAAGUCAGACCCUUUCAUCAUCUUUGCUGGUGGCAUGCCCCGUGCCAGUUAUGGAGACCGCCACACACUCAGUGUAAUGCAAGGAGAGAACCAUGUGGUGUUUGAUUUCACCUCUAGAGUGGUGGAUUUUAUUGUGAUGUCUCGUGCUGACCAGUGUGAUGCUACAGAUGAUCGAACAGGAUAUGAUGAGCCACAUGCUCUUGUUGCUUUGGUAGAAGAGGAGCUUGUAGUGAUUGACCUUGAUACCUGUGAUUGGCCCACUAUCCAGCUUCCAUAUCUGGGAAGCAUCCACUCAUCAGCUAUCACUUGCUCGCACCAUGUCAGCAAUGUUUCUGACCAACUGUGGCAGAAGAUAAUUGAUGCAGGGCAUGCACAGAACAAACAAUACUCCCAGAGAGAAUGGCCUAUCAAAGGUGGUAAAAGUCUCUCUAAAGACCCAGCCACAAAGGACAUGCUUCUUACAGGACACGAAGAUGGAACAGUGAGAUUUUGGGAUGCAUCAUCUGUCACACUCAGAUUGCUGUACAGACUUGGCACAGUCAGUCUUUUUGCUGAAUCACAUAUGCCAGAAAAUAACUCAAAUGGUGCUGAUGAAGAGGAAUGGCCUCCUUUCAGGAAGGUUGGUACUUUUGAUCCAUACAGUGAUGAUCCAAGACUUGGAAUCCAAAAGCUGUCCAUGUGCCCACUUAGUGAGACAUUAGUCAUUGCGGGCACUGCAGGCCAGGUAAUCAUUCUCCAAAUGGAACGAGAGGAUCGUGAGCAGGAAGUGAAAACAACUAAAGUGAACAUAGUUAGUGACAGAGACAGUUUUGUCUGGAAAGGCCAUGAAGCUCUGACUUUAAGAGAAGGUGAUAUCAAGUUUGCCGCAGGUUUCCAGCCCACCUGUGUUAUGCAGUUAUACCCACCAGCUGCCUGUACUGCCCUUGCUGUCCACUCAGAAUGGCAAAUAGUGGCUGCUGGCACUGCCCAUGGCUUUGGUUUGUUUGACUAUGUACAGAAAAAAGAAGUGUCCACGAGAUGUACACUAAAUGCAACAGAUCUAAUGGGAACAUCAGAAACCCCCAUGUCCAGAAGAAAAUCUUUGAAGAAAUCUUUGAGAGAAUCCUUUCGAAGACUUAGGCGUAGGAGAUCAGAGCGGAGGAAUAGAGAUGACAAAUCCAAGGAACAGAAAGUCACUGAGACCCAACACAUUGAGCAGCAUGCAACAGAGGCCACUUCAGCAACAGCAGGAGCAGCCAUUGACUCCAAACCAGUAGAGAGAGUUGUAGAGGCCAGGACAGCUGAUGAUUCCAUGUCUUCAAUGGUAAGGUGUCUGUAUUUUGCAGAUACCUUUGUUGUUACAGGUGGAACACAUAACCCUUCUCUUUGGGCUGGUACAAAUGGUGGUCAAGUGUUCAUCUAUAAUCUAAGUGUUCCAACAGACAAACGCUCUGCUGAUACAGUCAUGUGUACAUUGGCAAAAGAAAUCAAGUUAAAACACCAUGCACCAGUAAUUAGCCUAGCAGUGAUUGAUGGUAAAGCCAGGGUCCUCCCAGAAGCUUUAGAGGUCCAACAUGAACGUGCCAAAGCACCAGACAUGGAAAGUGCUCAUUCUGUUGUCAUUAUAUCAGAAGAACAACUCAAGUCCUUUGCAUUGCCUUCACUGAAGCCCAAGUGGAAGUUCAAGCUAACAGCCUUAGAUGGCUCUAGAAUACGAAAAGUGGCUUUUGUCAACUUCAGAAGUAAAAGUGCUGAUAAUUACAGCGAGUUUGACAUUGCCUGUCUUAGCAACCUAGGAGAAGUGAGUGUUUAUGGUAUCACAACUCUGAGGCAACAGAUGGUUGCUCCUGCCAUCAGGAAAGAAGACAUCAAUGGCAUUUCUUCAUUUGUAUUCACCAAAGAAGGCCAGGGAUUGUACCUGCACUCUCCAUCGGAGUUCACUAGAGUAACAUUGUGUCCUCGCUUUGUGAUUGAGCCAAUAUGUAUGCUAGAACUGAAAGAAGGCAUGAGACCUGAGCCUCAGGCUGAAGCUCUCGACACAGGAGUACAAGACCAGGAAGAUGGAACAGAAGAGAGCCCGGAGUAUGAAACAAAUGACAUCACACAAGCUCUCACUGACAGUGGUAGGCCAGACUCCCCUGGGGAUAUCACUGUUGAUAGUGUUAGAGAGAUAGUCACAGAGAAUAAUGAGACUGUUGUGAAUGCCAGCACUACAGUUGUGUCCCAGACCACCAAUGUGACCAUCUCAGUGGAAUCACCGUCCACGCCAGAAUUGUCACCCCAGUCAGAACAGGCAGACAUUACAGCUUUGAAUAACAGUAGAAAUGUGGACGAUGAUACAAAGGCUGAGAUUGAGAGAAAAGAGCCUAGGGAAGGGAGCAAACAUUUGGUGGACCAGAAUCUAACAGACUCAGGUGAUCAAGCAGUCAUCAAACAAGUAGACGCCGGGAUUGGAGCAAUGACAGUUACAAAUUGAGAUAUUGUUACUGUUCAGUAACAUAGUGAUUCAUAGUGAUUCAUAGGGAGGCAGGCAAGACGGGCCACAAACUUCCACAACAUGACAGGAGGAUAGUGCUUGAAAGAGUCAUCUCUUGCUGUAUCAUGUAUACGGCAUACCCAUCGUCUUGUGAUGUCUAGUAUGAUGUUUGUCUCCUGCUUGUGACAGUCAAAGAAGCACCAUUUCAAGCCAUGCUGCUCCUUUGUUAGUGCAAUGUAGUGUUUGCAUGUUAGGUACUUAGAUUGUGUUGUCAUUUACUUUGGAAGGGGAUAAUGUUUUGUGCUCAUCUCAUCGUAGUAGGUAAAUGCAACAAAUUGUUUUCAUUCUGUUGUAUGAUUGCAAGCAGCAUUCAGAUAGGACUUUUGAUCAUCUGUAAAACCACUUAUGUUUUUUGCUGUAUACUACUUUGGUUGAAUUUGUAAACCUGGCUACCUGGUGAUCAGUUGUGCCUAUUUCUAAAUGUUUUAAUGAUGACAGAUUUUUCAGAAGUUUGUUUUUAACAUAAUGUAUUACUAAUGGUAUACAAAGAUCACUGCCUAUUGUUCAUAAAUCACAUAGCAUAUAAUACAAAAAUAUUUUUAAUGUAUUUAAUCUGAAUGCAUUUUGAUAUGAUUCAUUAUACUGAAUAUACUUUUUAAACUCAUUUUUAGUGUGACAUCUUGAUUAUUUAUUACUAUUGUAACAAUCUUAAUCUAUCAUUAAAGUCAAAAUGAAAUAUUGAAUUUGAAUUUGCACAUGCUCAAAUGUUCUUGCACAUGAGGCCUUGUAAUGUUUGAAAUUUUUACUGGCUCAACUGUGUUUUGUUACAGAAACAAUUGGAUGUUAAUAUGUCUUUCUAAUUCUCUUAAUUCACACUUAGUCUGUUUACAAUAUGUCAUUGUGUUCACUUUUGUUCAUGCAAGUACAAGCAUUCAUACCUUUGCUUUGAGACCUGAAUGUACCAUGUUGUGUAGCAGUACAUGCCUUUCACUAUAGGAAAACUGUAACACCUAGGCUUUUUUAUUCAAUUUUUUUUUUAUCAUGAACGAAUAUUGCAAUAAAUUUGUAUGUGUU
Haliotis rufescens (red abalone) is the source of this 4555-nucleotide messenger RNA. RefSeq names its product lethal(2) giant larvae protein homolog 1-like. The coding region runs from base 173 to 3481 and encodes 1102 amino acids. Gene Ontology annotation, biological process: regulation of establishment or maintenance of cell polarity; cortical actin cytoskeleton organization; establishment of spindle orientation. Gene Ontology annotation, cellular component: plasma membrane; cortical actin cytoskeleton; cytoplasm. Gene Ontology annotation, molecular function: myosin II binding; syntaxin binding; GTPase activator activity. The transcript is spliced from 26 exons. Lineage: Eukaryota; Metazoa; Mollusca; Gastropoda; Lepetellida; Haliotidae. The record is from RefSeq and is a predicted model, not a curated record.